Molecule: messenger RNA, 924 nt
Organism: Fonticula alba
Lineage: Eukaryota; Rotosphaerida; Fonticulaceae
Exons: 4
Coding region: 1-924 (307 amino acids)
Source: RefSeq, a predicted model, not a curated record
AUGUCCUUGAUCGGGGGUCUUGGCCCCACCUUCCCGGUGCAAAAACCACCCGAAAGUCAGGCACCGCCACGCGCGGCGCCCGCUUGGGAUCGCCAUCAGACCCCGAUGGGCUUUCCUGUUCCCAUCUUCCUCGUCUGCAUUCCUGUCCAGGCCAUCCAAGAAUCCAUCCAGCUACUGCGCAUGGCCGAGACCACGGCCCAGACGAGCUUUUUUCUCGCGCACCUACGGGACUCUUCCAUCCCGGCCCUCCUCACUCGAAAGCGCACCAGUCCCGUGGUUCCUGGCCAUGCUCUUACCACUGUCGAUUCCAAGGUCCUGGAAUUCGUGGCAAACACCGAGAACCACUGCCUUCGUGGAAAGCCUGAAGGCGAGAUCCUGCAGGCCCCGGGGACGCUUGAGAACCAGGUGUCCGAUGUUCAGGCUAAGGACCCCGAGCAGGACCCUCGGCUGAGCAGCCAGCAGGUGUCCGACCCCAUCGGCCGAUCCUCCCUGCCCAAGUACAUCGUCCUCACCGCCAUGCGGUGCGCGGACCAUCCGGGGCCGAACCUGCUUCGGCUGGGCCACACUCUGGGGCUCGGCUUGCAAAACUCUCCGGACCCCUCCGCCAUUGCCCUCCUGGGGCCAGCCCUGACCGAGGACUUGGGCCCGAUCCCCCACGAGGUCACCUUCCACCACCUGCUGCAGUACGCUUCGGCACUCUGCGCUAACAUGGGUGAUCUUCUAGAGGCAGCCACCUGGAUUCAGAAGUCGACCGCGCUGGUGGUCUCACUCGAGACUGCCGCGGGGCCGCUGGCCUCCCAUGCUCCAGGAGGCCAGAGGAGCACACUCAUCGACCGAUCCGAGCGGCCGACAUCUCCGUACUUGGCCCGGCGAAUGACCCCGGCCAUGGGGCUCGUGGGCACGCUGACGGCCUACCGCGUUUAG